AUGGCCGAUCGUUCCCGCACUCGACGCCAGCGUUUGUGUUCUUGGUGUUUCAAGUCAUUCACCAAGGAUGAGCACUUGGCACGGCAUGUCAGGACACACACCAGAGAGAAACCGUUCGUCUGUACCAUAUGCAAAAAAGCCUUUAGUCGCCACGAUUCUCUUUUGCGGCAUUCAAGAUCCCAUCGAUCAUCCAGCGCUGUUCCCUCUACUAGUGCGGCCCACAACAUAGAAGAUGAUGCCAUACCCCCGGCAAUGAAUCACCACGAUGAGCAAGCCUCUCCAUUGAAUAACGACUAUUCAUUAGGUGCCCAGGAUGCUCCUACAUCUCCAGACCAUCUUUCCUCCUUUGGAUCGUGUUAUCCACAUACUGGCCAUUCCAGAUCAGCAUUUAAUUCACUUAUGAACCCGGCACAGCACCCGACUGCGGUCGGUUCAAAUGCCGAAGAAUUGGCGCAGUCAAAUUUCGACGGAGCAGUGGCCGGACUCCCGACACCAGGUUCCCAAUCUCGAUUAACUGGCCUAGAUCCGUCUCUACCUGAUUCUAGCCAAGAUGGGUCAUGGGUCUGUGGCAACACGAGUACCCAGAUACCGGCAUGGUUUGCAGAUGACGACUUUGAUCUCGGUGCUCUCAACUCGGAGAUCUUGAUGUCAACUACUAACUGGGUUCCUCCCGGAAUAUCCGGCCAAUACCAAAAUGAGCCUGAGCGCGAUAUUUUACGAUCGCUUGUGGAGGAUACACUUCCAUCACGGGAGGAACUAGUGCAAAAACAUUGGUACACGUUCAUGGAUACAUCACGAACGGGACAAACUACCCCGGAGACGGGUCCAGAUCCAACGGAGGUGGAUGAAGCAUACCGUGCUAGCCUAGCUGUCAAGCUCCAGCCUCAUAUGCCCUGCCUACCACUUCCCUCCACGGACUUUCUGAAUAUAUGCAUCCAAAUGUACUUCACGAAAUUUCAUCCCGUAUUUCCAAUCGUACAUGCGCCAACUUUCCGGCCGUCUGCUAAAAGCUCAUUGCUGCUGCUAUCCAUUUGCUCUAUUGGAAGCCUGUUUGUGGGAUCUUCACAUGCUGCAUCGAAAGGUGUCAAGGUGUUCGAGACCCUUAAUAAAGCGAUCCUGUCGUCGUGGGAACGAUACUUCUCGAGACAAGGACCUGAGACAAUUGCCUUAAUCCAGGCGGCUCUCAUAGGUCAGACAUUUGGACUUUUAUCGGGGAGACAGAAGGAUUUACUCAUUGCACAGACAUUUCACGGCACUCUUCUUGCGUGGGCUAAGAGGGCAACACCAUCCAAGUGCAAGAGAGCAUCUGACUAUAUCAGCUUCAGCGAGGUCUUCUCCACGCCACAAGAGGCCUGGAAGAAGUGGAUUCAGGCAGAAGAAAAGAACCGGCUACUCGCAGGAAUUCAUGUUCAUGAUGUCGAGAUCUCAGAGCUCUUUUUAACAGAUACGUAUUUGCGACAUUCACCAGAAAAGCUCCCACUAUUGUCUGAUGAUGAUCUCUGGGCUGCACCAACAGUAGAAGUCUGGAGCGAAAAGAUAAUGAGUCGCCUUCCGGGCUCAAGUAUGCAUGAAGCUCACUCACGGCCACCGGACACAACAGCAAACCAGGCGCCUCUACAAUUAUCCCCCCUUUUCAGCAAUGGGUUCCACGCAUAUCUUGAGCUAGAAGGGCUCAGCGCAUCCGCAGUCGAUGCGUUUAAUACAAAUAGCCCAACCCGGCGACAGCACUGCGAGCAUAAUCUGAUGGCCUUCCACGAUUCGUACCUAGGCCCCGGCAAGGGACACAGUCAGGAUCCGUACUGCCUGUCCGUUCUAUGGCACUCGAUAUUCUUCUCACUAUACGCCAACGCAAACCGACUGGAACUAGUAAUUGGGAAAGAGGGGUUCGCCGAAUCCCAGAAUCACAUAGCCUACGCACGCUCUUGGGCCUCAUCACCAGACGGCCAACGCUGUGUGCUUCACGCCGCACUAAUCCUGCGCGAGCUCGAACAAGAGAAUAUCGGAACCGAGCCACCUAUCCACGUCCCGCGAAUCAUAUUCCGCGCAGCAUUAAUUUGGUUCUGCUACACGCGCUUCGGAUCGGAUGUAGCGAACUCGCAGCACAAUGUGGAGUUUUCGGAGCUGCAGAAGAUAGGUCUUGAUCAUCAAAGGCUGCUGUUUGAAGCAAAUGGGUUCAAAGCUUCCCGGCCUACGACGGCUGACUCUAGUACUUUCUGUGGAUUACUGGAUAUCUUGCCAAGGGCUGGUCAUUGGGGGAUUUCGCGGUUGUUUUCAUCGAUUUUGGAUUUGCUGCUCCCUGAUGUUAAGGAUGAUGAGAGGUAUAGCCGGUGA
This is a messenger RNA of Penicillium brevicompactum, 2331 nucleotides long. RefSeq lists its product as uncharacterized. Gene Ontology annotation, cellular component: chromatin. The record is from RefSeq and is a predicted model, not a curated record. NCBI's taxonomy places the organism in Eukaryota, Fungi, Ascomycota, Eurotiomycetes, Eurotiales, Aspergillaceae. The transcript is spliced from 7 exons. Bases 1 to 2331 code for a protein of 776 amino acids. Gene Ontology annotation, biological process: DNA-templated transcription; regulation of transcription by RNA polymerase II. Gene Ontology annotation, molecular function: DNA-binding transcription factor activity, RNA polymerase II-specific; RNA polymerase II cis-regulatory region sequence-specific DNA binding; zinc ion binding.